GUACAAAAUCAUACGACAGUGGCUCCGCCAAAUGUUUAAUUUUACGAGCCGUUGUUCAUUAUUGAUUAUUUGCCCAUAUUUUUCUUGGAUCAAGAUAUCAAACAAAAAAUAAAAUUGUGCAUUAAACUAAUCAACAAUUUUUUAAUACAUAUGACUUGUCUGUCAUGUCCGCAUUUCGUAUCAUAAAGGGAACACCUAAAACAAAGGAAAAAGAACAAGAAAAGAAAAGAGCAACCUAUUUUUGGUCUAGUGACGAAGUUUGCAAAUGGCUGAAAAAUCACGCUCCUGAAUACCAUGGUCUAUAUAGCGAAAAAUUUACUGAAAAUGAUAUAAGUGGUCGCUGCUUAUUGAAUUUAAACGAUUGGAAAUUGAAUGCAAUUGGUGUUAAAGAUAAUGCUCAUAGAGAAGAUUUAAUGCGUCAUAUUCUAAGAUUAAAAUUGAAAACAGAAUUAUCAGAACUGUCUACCUUGGAUAAAGCAUUGGCAAAUAAUCCUGAUUUCAAAAAUAGUUAACACAAACAUAAAAUUGAAUUAGUUCAAUGAUUUGUUUCUAAAAUUAACUAUAUAUAUAUACAGUAUAUAGUAAAGAAAAAGAGCCUAACAGAGUUCAAGGAGUUAGGUGGGGGUGGAUAAAGGAAAAAGCUAGCAAAAAAAAAGAGUAUUCAAUCUACUGUAUACUCUUCUUUAUAAGUGUUUUAUAUACUAUUUGCAAUACAUUAUUUGUAUAAAUACUGUACAGUUGUUAUUUAAAUUUUUCAAUUAUGAAUACAUUAUUUUAAUA
Molecule: messenger RNA, 780 nt
Organism: Dimorphilus gyrociliatus
Lineage: Eukaryota; Metazoa; Annelida; Polychaeta; Dinophilidae
Source: the annotation of a GenBank genome assembly